This is a messenger RNA of Fusarium verticillioides 7600, 813 nucleotides long. RefSeq lists its product as hypothetical. Bases 1 to 813 code for a protein of 270 amino acids. The transcript has 2 exons. Lineage: Eukaryota; Fungi; Ascomycota; Sordariomycetes; Hypocreales; Nectriaceae. Gene Ontology annotation, molecular function: catalytic activity. The record is from RefSeq and is a predicted model, not a curated record.
AUGGGGUCGAAUUGCUUCGCGCAGACCUUAAAGUCUCUUCAUAUCCCUUCCCAGCCUCUUAUAUUUGCCAAAGUAUGGGACCUAGCCUCUCUGAACAUGGUCUUGUCUCUCAGCAGCGAAACCUCGAAACCGGUCAAAGCAACCGCUACCGCUUCAUGGGCCUUCGCCGCUUCUCUAGGCGUGGAAGACGAAGAGCUCACUAUGGAGCAGAAUCUAGCCUCAAUCCGAAACCUUGCUGCAAGGGCUACAUCAGCCGGUUUGCCGCUCUCUGUUGACCUUCAAGAUGGCUAUGGAUUUCGUCUUCGUGAAGCAGUCAACCAAGCGUUCCAAGCUGGAGCUCAUGGUGCCAACAUUGAAGACAGCAUCCCAGCUCGUGGUCUCGGACAAGGGAUUGAGCAUUCUUUGUAUCCCGUAAAAGCCACAGCUGACGCAGGCCCCCCUGACUUUGUCAUCAACGCCCGUUGUGACGUUUUCGCUUUGGAAGACGUCGCGAAUCUCAACCAUGAAACGCGUAUGAAAGAGUCAGUGAGGCGUGGCAAAGCGUACUUAGAUGCUGGAGCUACGACUGUUUUCUUCUGGCGCGGAUAUGGUGCCGGCUUCACAGAAGCUGACGUGCAGACACUUGUCAAAGAGCUUGAUGGCCACGUCGCGAUACGCCUAGGUCAGACUCCAGAAGCACUGUCAGUGUCACAGUUGGCCAAGUUAGGGGUUACCAGAAUUAGCAUCGGCCCCAGUAUCUUCCAGAUGGCCAUGGAUGCUGCCAAGAGAUCAGCUCUUAAUUUCCUUGAAGGCGGUCGUUUAGGGGAAGUUUAA